Drosophila serrata is the source of this 1257-nucleotide messenger RNA. RefSeq lists its product as uncharacterized. NCBI's taxonomy places the organism in Eukaryota, Metazoa, Arthropoda, Insecta, Diptera, Drosophilidae. The record is from RefSeq and is a predicted model, not a curated record.
AUGCUCAAGUGGGCUGUCAACCAGCCGCGAAACUCGUAUUUGUCCCUGGGCAUGGGAACGGACAUGGAAACAGGCUCCUCGCUGGAGUCCAAGGCUGUGACCACCACUUCCACAACCAGCUACAGCGAGUUCCAUGCCCUGCGGGGCAAGCUCAAGCGGAAGUCACUCUGUGUGGGCCAGGGAAAGGAGAACCAACUGACCUCCACACCGCUGCCGGCCAGCUCUCUGGCACCCCGAACGCCACUCCUCAAGGAUCUAAGCAACAUCCUGGCCACACCACCCUCAGGAAAAGGAAUGGGAGCGGGAGUAGCAACAGGAUUACAAGGAGGAGCAGUUGCUCCUCCCAAAUACGCCUGCACUUUGCCCACCUUUGAGGCGGAGUACUCCCCUACGGCAGCUGUAAUCCCUGGUCCCCUGAUCGCCCUACGGGGAAUGGGUGUUCCGGAUAGUUACUUUGAGAAGCCACGCUACCUGGAGCAAAAGCCACUACCACAUCCUGCUGCUCCACAUCCCACUUCCCAGCAGGAGCAGCAGCAGCAGCAGAAGGAAGGGAGCACCACACUUAGUUCCAGCCAGAUGGGCGAUGUGACCCUGGAGCGGAUGAUCGAUGCCAUUCUGGAGAGCAAUCGCAAGGCACCUUCGUCCAAGGCAAGGCCACUGCGACAGCGCCAGUCGAGGCAGCAUCUCCGCCAGCAGCAGAUGCGGCACAGGCAGCAGCUCCUGAGAGUCACCUCAAGCUCUGGACUCCCCUCUGGAACCCACUCGCCCACCUAUCGUCCUGCCUUUGAUCCGGCCAGCGAUCUGUGCGAGUACUGGAAGUCGCCCUCGCGAAGGGAUUCCCUGCCAGCCGAUGGCUUCGAGGAGCGGGAGGUGCGUUCGCCCCAGGUCACCAGUACCUCCGUUGCCUCCCAGACCAAGUCCAAGUCUAAGUCCAAGUCGCUUCAGUUGCAGCUGCGAAGGCAGCGAGUGGUGCGCCGGAAGCGAAAGAUUGCCACCAAAAUCUCGUCCAGCGUGAGGCAAUCGGCGCAGAAGCUACUGGCUGCGGCCAGGGCUGGUACCGGAACUGGGACAGGUGUGCCCAGUCACCGGAGUUCGCAGAAGAGGCGCCACAUUAGUCCGGACAGUGGACAUAACUCCACCAGUGACUAUGAGGAGGAGCUGACCGCCCUUGGAAGCUGUGCUCCUGGUUUGGUCGAAGCGGGCACCAAGCGGCGGUUGAGCUUCUCCUUUCCCGAGGAUUUGUUUGUGGAGAAGUAG